AUGCCUCCUUUUAUUGAUCUUGAGCUAUAUAAGGCUGACAUCAUCAGUCUGUUUCAUCAGGACUGUUCUACAGCUCGUAUUGCCUCUAUUCAUACAAUCAAAACCAGAUUAAGUAGUUGGGAUGUUAGCAAGUAUAAUUAUACAGUUACUAUUGAUUUUUCUUUACAUAACUGGAUCAAGAAGUUAUUCUUUGAGAAAUACCUCUCUGAUACAGAGAAUCUAUAUACUAUACAGACUGAAGGAUACACUCAAAUCUGUACGGAGCAAGGCCUCCUUUUAUUUACUUAUAUAUAUAAUAAAUAUCUUAUUAUUCCAAGAUAUUGGUUAUAUAAUAUUUAUUAUAUAAUUACACCUGAGGCUAUAUAA
This is a messenger RNA of Aspergillus vadensis CBS 113365, 366 nucleotides long. RefSeq lists its product as uncharacterized. The transcript is spliced from 5 exons. Lineage: Eukaryota; Fungi; Ascomycota; Eurotiomycetes; Eurotiales; Aspergillaceae. The coding region runs from base 1 to 366 and encodes 121 amino acids. The record is from RefSeq and is a predicted model, not a curated record.